This is a messenger RNA of Hemiscyllium ocellatum (epaulette shark), 306 nucleotides long. It is a transcript of the gene s100z, whose product is annotated as S100 calcium binding protein Z. Gene Ontology annotation, cellular component: cytoplasm. The transcript has 2 exons. Bases 1 to 306 code for a protein of 101 amino acids. Gene Ontology annotation, molecular function: calcium ion binding. The record is from RefSeq and is a predicted model, not a curated record. Lineage: Eukaryota; Metazoa; Chordata; Chondrichthyes; Orectolobiformes; Hemiscylliidae.
AUGCCAUCGCAGCUGGAGGGUGCCAUGGAUUCACUGAUCCACGUCUUUCACAAUUAUUCUGGAAAAGAGGGAGAUAAGUACAAACUCAACAAGGGCGAACUGAAGGACCUUCUGCAAAGUGAACUGGGAAAUUUCCUGGCGUCUCAGAAGGACCCAUCUCUCGUGGACAAUAUUAUGAAAGAUCUUGAUUCCAACAAGGACAAUGAGGUGGAUUUCAAUGAAUUUGUUAUUUUAGUUGCAGCUCUGACCGUUGCCUGCAAUGAGUUUUUUGAAGAGCAGCUUAGAAAAGAAGGGAAAGGCAAGUAG